This is a messenger RNA of Adelges cooleyi (spruce gall adelgid), 1363 nucleotides long. Its product is annotated as solute carrier family 25 member 35-like. NCBI's taxonomy places the organism in Eukaryota, Metazoa, Arthropoda, Insecta, Hemiptera, Adelgidae. The transcript is spliced from 4 exons. Bases 170 to 1078 code for a protein of 302 amino acids. The record is from RefSeq and is a predicted model, not a curated record.
UCGUGUCCGCAGUCCGGGCUCUAGCCUCUAGUAAUAUCCGUCAAUGACUGUUAACGACAGUCGCAGUAAGUGAGUGAGUGAAUGAGUUUUCGUCAACGGUCUCGUACGCGGUGUUAGUGGCCACAUCCAUCGGAGUCACGCUGAAUGUUACAAAACGGUAUGACAUAAGAUGGAAUUCAUACUUGGCGCGACGGCCGCAAGCUGUGCCGUAUGCUUUACCAACCCGUUGGAAGUGAUCAAAACCAGAUUCCAGUUGCAGGGAGAGCUUAUGAAAGCUGGAAAAUACACGGUGCACUACCGAAACUUCUUCCAUGCAUUCUAUGUGGUGGCCAAAAACGAAGGGUUCAUUGCCCUACAAAAGGGGCUGCUGCCGGCCAUGGGACACCAGGUGUUGUUGAACGGCACCAGGUUCGGUAUUUACGACGUGGCCGAGAAGCGCAAGUGGUUGCUCAAAGAAGACGGCUCGGUAUCGUUGGCCAAGUCUGUGGGUAUCGGUGCGGCGGCCGGCACAUUGGGGGGCUUCGUGGGCAGCCCCUUAUUCCUGGUCAAAGUCCAUUUGCAAUCGUUGUCGGCCAAGAGCAUUGCGGUGGGACACCAGCACAAAACCAGAGGCACUCUGAGCGGCCUCUGGUCAAUAUACAAAGACUACGGGGUGGUCCGAGGGCUGUGGCGUGGCGCGACCGGGGCGAUGGUGCGCAUAAGCGUCGGUUCGUCGGUCCAACUGAGCACGAUGAGCCUGUUGACCGAAGCGUUUGUCAAAAACGAAAUACUCAGGAAAGAACAGAAAAUUAUGGCCACGUUCAUAUCAAGCAUGCUGGGUGGCGUGUUCAUUGCCUUUGUGAUGGCGCCGUUCGAUCUGGUGUCGACGCGACUCUACAAUCAAGCCGUCGACGUCAAAGGUCGAGGGCUCAUGUACCAUUCGUACUUAGACUGUAUGACCAAAACAUUCACACAAGAAGGCGUCCAAGGACUCUACAAAGGAAUCCUGCCGUGUUACAUGAGGCUCGGGCCACAUUUAAUGUUGAGUAUGGUCUUCUGGGACUCGUUGCGUCAGCUGCACAUAUACAUCACAACGUGAAACCACCAAGUUAUUCUUCUCUUAAAUAGUUUUUGUUAUGAUAUAUAGUGUGUUAUGUAUAAUAUAUGUUUAACAUUAAUUAUAUUACACCAUGUUUUACUUAUAUGUACUGAUUAUGUAUUACUGUGAAAUAAUUCCCUCAAAUUCAAAAGCGGCAGAUACAAGCUACAAUAAUUAGCUGGGCAUGUCGCGUCGUUGAUUAAUUAACCAAAUAUACAUAAAUGUAUGUAUGUAUUAAAUGUUAACUUUUGGUGUAAAUAAUAAAAUAAGUAAUUCAUUUUCGCA